Hypoxylon trugodes is the source of this 1774-nucleotide messenger RNA. RefSeq names its product FAD/NAD(P)-binding domain-containing protein. The coding region runs from base 1 to 1515 and encodes 504 amino acids. The record is from RefSeq and is a predicted model, not a curated record. Gene Ontology annotation, molecular function: FAD binding. The transcript is spliced from 3 exons. Lineage: Eukaryota; Fungi; Ascomycota; Sordariomycetes; Xylariales; Hypoxylaceae.
AUGAUGACCGGCAAAAACUUCAAAGCCAUAGUAGUUGGCGGCGGCCCUAUGGGUUUGACUGCGGCUCACGCGCUCUCCAAGACCGGAAUCGAUUUCGUCGUGCUCGAGCGCGAACCCGUCGUCGUUAAAGACAAAGGUGCAACAUUGAUUGUCGCCCCUCAUACGAUGCGAGCCCUAUCACAGUUUGGACUCCGAGAUCAACUUUUGAGUGUUGCUGCAGAGGCGGGCGAUAUGCACACGGUUACUAGCGAUGGUUGGCUAUACUACAUUCAACGAGCUGGCGACUUGAUGAAGUCUUCACUAGGGUGUUGUUUAUACGCAUUCGGCCGUGUCGACGUCGUCCGGGUGUUAUAUGAUGGCUUGGGCGGUCUCGAUAAAGCCCGUGUCUUGAUUAAUAAGAAAGUAGUCGAUGUUAUGGCUGAUGAUUUCGGCGUGACGGUCCGCUGUGAAGACGGUACUAAAUACGACGGAUCGAUUGUCAUUGGCGCCGACGGUGUCCACAGUCUCGUUCGCCAGCGCAUGCGAACACUCGCCCUACAAGCUUCUCCUAAUCUCGAGGCCAACGAAGACAAACCAUUCCCUAGCGAAUAUAGGUUGCUAUGGUGUUGCAUUCCCUUCCAGGGCGAAGAGAACGGCGGGCCACCAGGCUCGAUGUGGGCGACGCAUGCGAACAACGCCUCGGUAAACUAUUUCGUCCAUUACAAUAAGGCGUGGUUGUUAAUCUACGAACGCCUCCCCGCUCCAACUAGGGAGCGUGCCCGCUAUACAGAAGAGGACAUCAUUACUGUUGGGGAGAGGUUGGGCCAUCUGGCUAUUUGCGAUACCUUGAAAAUCAGGGAUGUCUUUGCGCAGCGUGAUAUGGCUGGUUUGGUGAACCUUGAGGAGGGUGUAUUGAAGCAUUGGGCUUGGGGGAGGAUGGCACUCGUGGGUGAUUCUGCUCAUAAAUUCACACCGAAUCUUGGGCUUGGGUUUAAUAAUGGCGUUCAAGACGUCUUCGCCCUCACCAAUGAGCUGUAUAAUGUCCUCAACGGUCCAUCACAAGGGGAACAAUAUGGUGGCGAUGUCAAAAAGGCAAUGAACAACAGCCCGAGCACUGAGGCCCUAUCCGCUGCGUUUCAGCGGUAUCAAGAAUCACGCAUACAACGAUGCACAGAAGACUUUGAUUCUUCGGUUACCUUAACUCGGAUGUGUGCCUGGCCAAAUACCUACUAUUGGUUUAUCGACUGGUGGAUUAUGCCACUCUUGCCUCGAUGGCUUGAGGUGCAACUCAUCAAGAAUACGGCAAUCAACCGCUUCAAGAAGGCGUACAUACUUGAUUUCCUGGAUGGCGAAGAGCCGUUCGAAGUCGGUACGGUUCCUUGGGAGAACCCUAUAGGAAGCCGCUCUCCCCGAACUUUAGAGAACGAUAAGAGUAGGAAAUCCGCGGGAUUUCCAUUUUGGAGAGUCCUGGGAAUUUGCUGUAUUGGAUUUGCUUUAGCAGCGGUCUCGAUUAAAGGCCAUUAUAGAGUAUUUUAGGAUAUGUUAGUAUGAUUUUGUUAAUGACUUGUUUCGGGCUUAACAUAUAGAGGUUUACAGUCGGGGGUUAGAAUCGGAUUCCGCGGAGUUAUGACUGCGGGGCAAUUUGCUCGGGCGAGAGAAAAUAUCUCGGCGAGUUUGAGUUGGAUGAGAUGAUACUUAUGAGACAAUUUGAAAGUUUAGAUGUCUAUUUAAAGAGAUGUAGAUGAGCCAUAUGUUCAUAUAUGAUAUUGAAAUUGUAUAGAGUUACGGAAACAUG